AUGGCUACCAAACAAGAUAAGAAGAAGAGUACUUAUUAUGUGGAUCAAACGGAUGCUGCCUGUGACAAUAUGGAUGAAAAUGAAGAUGGUGAAAUCAAAGAAGCCGUGGAUCAAACAGAUGCCGUUCGAGAAUAUAAAACAGACGAUGCCUGGGAUGAAGAAGACUGCUGUUCGAGACGUUACCUGUUCUGCCAUCAUCCCGAAAUGCACCACGUCUACACGCGGAUGCAGACAUUUGGGUGGUGGCCAAUACAGUUACACCAGAAACCGAGGGAACUCGCCAAGGCGGGUUUUUAUUACACGGGAGAUCACGAUGCCGUCGUCUGUUACUGUUGCGGGCUACGAGCCUACCAAUGGCAGAGAAUGGACGACCCGGUGAUGGAACAUUACAGACUUUCUCCGAGAUGUCCCUAUGUGAACAAUGUGUUCAGAUGCAUUUGA
Messenger RNA from Gigantopelta aegis, 441 nucleotides. RefSeq names its product baculoviral IAP repeat-containing protein 3-like. Bases 1 to 441 code for a protein of 146 amino acids. The transcript has a single exon. Gene Ontology annotation, cellular component: cytoplasm; nucleus. The record is from RefSeq and is a predicted model, not a curated record. Lineage: Eukaryota; Metazoa; Mollusca; Gastropoda; Neomphalida; Peltospiridae.